AUGUCGACGACCUACUUCUCGUGGGUUGUCGACUCGACUAUGGAAACACAAGAAAUUCAUAGACCGACUUCUGGCCUCUUUAGGCCUGACACUAGCGCCCGUCAAGGGAUAUUGGAUAACACCAGUGUCUCGGCUAUAGCACUUGGGAGUCAUAUUCGACAUAGAGAAGAACAGCGUAUGAAUGACACCUCAGUUCAAGAAGAAGCUUCUGUCACUGGAGAGACAAAGCAGAACACAAGGCCUAUGCAACCAGCGUCGAGUGAAGACCAAAGCAUGGCAAUCAUACUUAGGUUGCCUCCAGUGGAUUCGACCAGAUCCAUCGACGAGAGAUUUCACCCAGAUAGCUAUUACCUCAGCAAAGAAAACCAGGGACAUGUUACAUUCGCCACACCUUACCACAACAAAUUGGACCAAUCUCUCGAGCUUCUAGCCCCACCAGAAACAAUGCUGGACCCAAUCCUCUCACAACUAGACAAGCGACUCCAGAGGGCCGUAAUAAUAGUACCAGUAUGGAAACGGGCAAUUUGGUUAUACGUCGCAGUUCUUUACGAACCAUCUGGCAACAAACCAACGCCAGACUUCCUGCGUCAACAGAUAGCAAACGGUGGCCUGACCGAAGGCACAAGGGAGAAUUAUAGACAUGCGAUAAGGAUUUGGCACGAGUACCGCACAGCUAACCGCAUUCUUGCCCAACUCCCGUCACAUGGAGAUUUACACAGUUUCUUACAAUACUGUUUUUAUAGAGGACACCCCCCAGACCAAAUUCGACAGAUACGAGCUGCGAUCAACAGUACCGCACACACACACAGGCCGUUAUUCUCGACAGACAGUGGUCAUAGGCCAUUCAGGCUACGUCUCCAUGUGGAAUGCCCAGCACCCGAAGACAACGGUCGAUCGACCGAAAUUCCAGCCAACUGGAGCCUCCAACUGCUCAAUUCAACGGGUAUCGAACUGGAAUGGCGUGCGCUGCUCACCACAUUCUGGCUUGUUGGGAGCCCGACGAGAUUCCAACCAAACAUUUGGUCCGGAUUCGAUCACUUUCACACCUGCCUGCCGUACCAUUCACGUGGAUCUACGGAAGAAGGAACGUGA
This is a messenger RNA of Sphaeroforma arctica JP610, 1092 nucleotides long. RefSeq lists its product as hypothetical. NCBI's taxonomy places the organism in Eukaryota, Ichthyosporea, Ichthyophonida. The record is from RefSeq and is a predicted model, not a curated record. The transcript is spliced from 2 exons. The coding region runs from base 1 to 1092 and encodes 363 amino acids.